This is a messenger RNA of Triticum aestivum (bread wheat), 477 nucleotides long. RefSeq names its product polyubiquitin-like. The coding region runs from base 1 to 477 and encodes 158 amino acids. The record is from RefSeq and is a predicted model, not a curated record. Gene Ontology annotation, molecular function: protein binding. The transcript has a single exon. Lineage: Eukaryota; Viridiplantae; Streptophyta; Magnoliopsida; Poales; Poaceae.
AUGAAGAUUUACGUGACAGAGACGGUGGCGGGCAUGACUAUCACGAUCAACGUCAGCAGUCUAGACACCGUCGAUAACUUGAAAGCCAAGAUCCAGGACCUUGAGGGCUUCCCGAAGGCUCAGCAGUGCCUCGUUUUUGCCAGCACGCGGCUGGACGACGGGAACCGCACCAUGGCUGGCCACAACAUUGGGAAUGAGUCCACCCUUCUCCUUGUCCUCCUCCCGUGUAUUUCGAGAGGAGACAUGAUGCAGGUCUUCGUGAGGACGCUGGAUGGGAAGACCAUCACUCUUUGGGUUGGUAGCUUGGACACCGUCGGCAGUGUCAAGGUGAAGAUGUACGAAAUGAAGUACGACCCUUUCCCUAAACAGCAGCGCCUCAUCUUUCAAGGAAAGCAGCUGGAGGACGGCCGCACAUUGGCGGACUACAGCAUUCAUAGGGAGUGUACCCUUCAUUUGAUGCUCCGCCAGCAUUCAUAG